AUGGCCUCACUUCCAGCUGGGAAUACCACCCAGCUAGACCAUAUCUGCUCACCAGUUCCUAUCGCCACCCAACUCAAGAUCGCAAAUGCUUUCUGGGCUGAUGUCACGCCAGCCAGCUAUAAACCAGCCUCUCUGCAACCUUACUCUGAAUACUACACCGAGCAAUGCAAGAUGGUAUAUUAUUCUCUUGGGGCCAACCUCCCAUUCUCGAAACAUGAGGGCAUCAUUCAGCUGGCCCAGGAGAUAAAGCAGGGCUUGACGCGACAGCAGGUUGUUCAGAGUGUCGAGGGCAGAUACCGGGGAAUCGUGUCAAAUGCGCAGCUUGACAAAGCCGAGAUCAUAAACGGGGCUGUAAACCUUGCCACCCGUCUGCUCCUGAUGGUUGACGUGGGGAAACCGGCGACGAACAGAAUGUGGACCGGGAGGGCUUUCAGGUCUUGGGACCAGGGCACGAUCCGUGAUUUCACAGCGAGCAUCUUCCCAGUGCAAGGGUCAAACCGGCACAACGGGAUUCAGCUCGACACCGACUUCAACGCCCGCAACCUAGACGCCAUCGGCGGACUCAAAGUCGAGCUCACCAACAACCUCCUCGACCACCUAAAGGUGAUCGACAUUGAAGGCGAGACUACUGUCAUGAUCUUCCACCACGCCUCCUUCCUCGAGAAUCAGGAGCACCCGCUGUUCCCGGACGGCUUCGUCCACGAGACGCUACAAACGCUCGCCCUGCUCUUCCCGCAGAACAAGUGGUACAAGAACAGCAAGGCAUGGUACCAUAAGCACUUCGAGUCCACCAUGGCAGACACGGACACCGGCGUGUUGUCGUGCGGGCCGUUGACUAUGACUGAUAUCGACGCGUACCAGUUCUGGGGCGAUAGGCUUGUACGGUUGAAGUUGGUGUUUGAUCAGGCGAAACCAAGGACACUACGCCAAUGGUGGAAUGAUAGGCGGGAGGGUACGCAGUGGUAUGCCUUGUGGGUUGUGGUUGGGUUCACGAUCUUCUUUGGGCUGGUGCAGAGUAUAGAAGGGGGAAUACAGGUUUAUAAGGCAUAUCAAGUUGAAGAGAACGGAAACGAUGCUUCUUUGAAUGCGCCCAAGUCCCCAUUUACCCGGGACACCCAUUCGCAGGCUCCUGAGUAUGCCCAGGUGUCGGCAAGGGAUGGCAGCCGAGAUCCACCGGCAAAUCAUCGAGAGCCGAGUGAAGCCGCUUGA
Molecule: messenger RNA, 1209 nt
Organism: Ilyonectria robusta
Lineage: Eukaryota; Fungi; Ascomycota; Sordariomycetes; Hypocreales; Nectriaceae
Exons: 2
Coding region: 1-1209 (402 amino acids)
Source: RefSeq, a predicted model, not a curated record